GAUUUUAUAUGUAGAGUUGCGGAAGACUGAAUUACUUAGUCAUUUGACGAAUUGGCACGGAGUUAUCAGGUUAUUGCUGUAAACCGGUGUAAUCAUGGAUAGAAUAAAAGCGAAGAUUUCGAGUAUAGAUGACCGAGGAACGAUAGCAGAGCGAAUUUCAGCAGAAAAAUUCGCCGAUUUGGGAUUGAAAGACAUCACUCUACGCCCGUAUCAGUUGGAAGGAGCAAACUGGAUGAUUCAGCGUUUUCACAGGAAGCAUGGAUGCAUUCUGGGAGAUGAGAUGGGGCUAGGGAAAACGUGCCAGACUAUCUCACUGCUUGUUUACAUUCUUGGAUCUGAACUGGAAUGCAGUGAAGAUCCAGCGUUAGUAGUGAGCCCUCUCUCUGUGAUGGGAAACUGGCAAGAUGAAUUGAAGAGGUUCGCCCCUCAUUUGAAGGUAGUCUCCUACACUGGAGACAAGGAAUAUCGAGGGGAACUCAGGCAUGAACUUCGUUCCAUGGAAAAUGUCAAUGUCAUUUUGACAACUUAUGAGAUUUGUCUGAAGGAUGAAUCCUUUUUCCAAAAGUUUUCCUGGUCAGCUUUGAUUGUGGAUGAAGCUCACCGACUGAAGAACCAGAACUCACUCCUACAUCAGUCUCUAAAAGAGCUUGAUAUCAGACACAUAGUCCUCUUGACUGGAACACCAAUCCAGAACAACCUUCGAGAACUCUUCGCUCUCCUCUCUUUCGUCGCCCCACGUGUCUUCAGACCCAGUCUUGCGGACAAGUUUGUAGAGACCUAUGAGGAUAUGAGUGAUGAUCAUGUGAAAGAUGAGCUGCACUCCAUGCUCCUGCCAUUCCUAUUGAGGCGUACAAAAAAUGAAGUGGUCCUUGAUCUGCCCAAGAAGACUGAGGUCAUUCUUUUCCAUGGAUUGACAGCACUACAGAAGAAACUCUACAAAGCCAUUCUCACAAAGGACCAUGCUGCUUUUGAGCAAAAUGUCGACAUGGUCGGAAUGCCUCGUACCAGGACAAGUCUGAUGAAUACUCUGAUGCAGCUACGCAAGUGUGUCAACCAUCCCUAUAUCUUUGAUGGUGUGGAGCCUGAACCUUUUGAGCUCGGAGAGCAUCUGGUUGACUGCUCCGGAAAACUCCAUCUCCUGGACAAGCUAUUGAUGUCUCUAUGGCAACAGGGUCACAAGGUUCUUCUCUUCUCGCAGAUGACCCGCAUGCUGGACAUCCUGCAGGACUACCUGGGUUUCAGAGGUUAUGAGUAUGAGCGUCUGGACGGUUCCGUCCGUGGAGAAGAGCGUUACCUGGCGGUCAAGAACUUCAACCAGCGAGACGACACCUUUGUGUUCCUCCUCAGCACCAAGGCUGGAGGUCAAGGGUUAAACCUGGUCGGGGCGGAUACGGUCAUCUUCGUAGAUAGCGACUACAACCCUCAAAAUGACCUUCAGGCGGCUGCCAGGGCUCACAGGAUUGGUCAGACGAGGCCUGUAAAGAUCAUCCGUCUGAUUGGUCGUGACUCGGUUGAGGAGCUUAUCUUACAGAGGGCAGACGAGAAGCUGAAACUCACCAACGAUGUCAUAGAGGGCGGCAAAUUCUCUCUAGGAACGAGCAACAGUGGUCUCGCUGGCAAUGCUACUCAGCUGGCGGACAUGCUGAAGUUUGGUCUGGACAAGAUUCUCCAGUCUGAGGAGAGUUCCGUCAAGGACUUGGACCUCGAGGAGAUCCUUGGAGCUAGCGCGGGAGGAGAGUGGAUGGUGGAUGAAAGGAAGGAUGAAGAAGACAAGGAGGAGGAGAAGAUGGAAGAUGAUGAGGGCUCAGAUGAAGAGAAAGGUCACAUGUACAUGUUUGAAGGGAAAGACUAUUCCAAGGAGACAAGUGCAGCAGACAAGAAAGCAUUUGAUGAAAUGAUGUCAGCCCAAAUAGCAUUGAUUGAGGAAGAGGCUGGUGGGUCGCGGACGAUGAGAAAGGGUCGCGGCCAGAGGGGAGACUCGUUGGAGAUGAUGUCGGUGUUACCUACGGUGGCCCGGAAGAGAAAACAACUGACAGAGGAAGAGAAGGCAGAGAGGAAGAAGAAGAGAGAGGAGAACGCUGCUAAGAGAGCAAAGUUGAUGGAGGAAGCAGAGAUGCAGAGAGCAGAAGAGAGAAGACGAAGACUAAAAGACAUGUGGGAAGCCAGGGGCUAUGAGUCUUCCAACGUUGCCAUGGAAACGGAGGAAGAUGAAGAUGAUGAGGCGUCAGAGGAUGGGAAUGUCGAUCUAUCGGGAGAUGCUGAAGAUGUGGGCGUGGCCCUUAGAUACGUAAGGGGCGACGUGACACACCCAAUCAAUACUGGAGAUCAGGAUGCCAUUGUGGUGCAUUGUGUUGAUGACAGUGGAAGUUGGGGUCACGGAGGUUUAUUCAGUGCUCUUGCUCGUCGAUCUCCACAACCGGAACGCCUUUAUGAGCUUGCUGGCAAAAUGAGAGAUCUGAAUCUAGGAGAUGCCCAUCUCGUUCCCAUUGAUGAUGUUGUAAGCAGGGAGGCUGGCAAAGACUGGGUUGCCUUGAUUGUAGCACAGCACAGAGACAAAAACAACCAUUUGAGCGGCAUCAAACUAACAGCGCUUGACAAAGGCUUGCAGAGACUCUACAAGGCAGCCAAAAAAUGCAAUGGGACCGUUCAUCUGCCCAGGAUCGGUCACUCUACCCCGGCCUUCAACUGGUACGGCACAGAGAGACUCAUACGCAAACACCUAGCUUCAAGAGGCGUACCAACUUCUAUCUAUUAUUAUCCAAGGAAAGGUAGUAAAACAAAGAGACCCAGUCCACAAGACGACGAUGAUGAAGAUACCAAACCAUCCUCACAUGCUGCCCGUAGCCAUAGCAAUGAAGAUGAUGAUGAUGAGGAUGCAGCGGAACCAAGCUGCAGCUCACACAAACGCACCAAGCAGGAGAAGAAGACUGACCCCUCUAGAAACCAAGAGGAGGAGGAGGAGGCGGAAAAGAAGAGCGGGCUCGCUGAAUUUCUUUCCGGUCUUUCGGCAUGCAUCCACAAGAGCGUUGAUGGAGAAAAGGAGAGGAAGAAACUCCGUAGAUACAUCAUUGCUCAUAACGGUGAUGUACAUGAAGAGUGCUCGGACAAGACGACCCAUCUUCUCGUUUCUGAAGGCUUUCAUGGGGAUUUAAGUGAUGUUGACAAAUUCCCCUCCUUGAAAGUGGUGACAGCAGAUUGGCUCUGGGACAGUGUUGCUAAGCAACGGAAACAACCUGAACGCGACUAUGUGAUCAGCUGAACAUUGCAACAUAGUGGUCCGGAGAAUCGAUUCAUGUAGCUUGAAACAACUUAAAUGUUCCCUGAAGAAACAAUCGUUUUUUAUUUGUUAGAAAGUUACUUUGAAAAUUUCAUUACAACAUAUUUACCUCCAAAAUUCUCAGCUGUUCACCCCCAGCCUUCGUCACCGAUGUGACCUGACUUGACUUUUCUGACUUAAUUGGCAAUAAUUUGGUCGUAGUCUUUCAGUUUUAUUGUUUUUUUAAUCAAAACUUGUAAACAAAGUACCAGAAAUGUUUCCUUACUUGUGAAAGUCUUUCAAUGUAGUAGCCUUAUCAAAAUUUAUUUUCUACUUAAGUGAGUGUGCUGUGUGUAGUUGAAGCUUUGCAUUUGUUUAUGUGUAUGUUACAUUGAAUUCUGAAAUAGGGAAGUGCAUACUUUUCCAUUUUCUCAUUAGGAAUGAAAACUGAAGGAAGAGAUCAAUAUAGACAAGAAGUACAUUUCUUUUUUAUAUUUAAGAAAACACAGGCAAGGUGGUAAAUU
Messenger RNA from Strongylocentrotus purpuratus (purple sea urchin), 3780 nucleotides. Its product is annotated as chromodomain-helicase-DNA-binding protein 1-like. Bases 95 to 3259 code for a protein of 1054 amino acids. The transcript is spliced from 24 exons. The record is from RefSeq and is a predicted model, not a curated record. Gene Ontology annotation, molecular function: ATP binding; ATP-dependent chromatin remodeler activity; DNA helicase activity. NCBI's taxonomy places the organism in Eukaryota, Metazoa, Echinodermata, Echinoidea, Camarodonta, Strongylocentrotidae. Gene Ontology annotation, biological process: chromatin remodeling; DNA repair.